AGAUCAGUGGCUCUAGCAUAGAAAAAAAAGAAAAAUGCCGGUCAUUUGUUGAGUUACAAUCGCAGUAGCUGACCCACAGACCUCAGCAACUAGAACCAGUUUGCUAGUAAGUGUGAAAGAAAUUCAUCUAUAUAAACAUUCAUUUUACCGUUAAAAGUGUUGCCCGCUACAACUGCAGCCGGCCCGAUAACGUCAUCGCCGUAGAUAUCAGCACCAAAAUCGAAACCAGUCGAAACAAAAUUUGGUGGCCGCGGCCGUUUUCAGGUUCCCCAUUCUGUCUUCCGCGCAUGUCGUGGGCCUCUAAAUUGUCGAAACAGGAGCUCUGACUGACUCGAUCCAUUCUGCACAUACCAUGAAGUGGUGGCCGGUGCUUCUUUUGGCGGGGGCAGCAGUCUUAGCGGUGAGCGCGGCUGAGGAGGAGGACUACUACAAGCUGUUGGGUGUCAAGCGCACAGCCACUGAACGGGAGAUCAAGAAGGCAUUCCGCAAGCUGGCCCUCAAGUACCACCCAGACAAGAACAAGGAGCCAGGCGCUGAGGAGAAGUUCAAGAAUAUUGCGCAGGCUUACGAGGUCCUGUCGGACAGCGAGAAGCGCCAGAAGUACGACCAGUUUGGCAGCUCUGCCUUCAAGCAAGGCGGUGACGGGGGCGGCAGGACGCAGUUCCAUGACUUCGACAUGCACGACUUCUUCCGUCACUUCGACGAUGCCUUCAACUUCCACCAGCAGCAGCACGGCCGAGCGCAUUUCCACAAUGGCCAUCCCAACUUUGGUCAGCAAAAGCCACACCAACACCAUCACCACGGAGGCCAGCGCUCAUUCUUUGGCAACGCAUUCAACAUGGAGGACCUGUUUUCUGACUUUGACGAUGAGCGUGAGGACUGGAUGGGAGGUGGCGGUGGCGGACCCUUUGGCGAAGUCUUCGGCUCGGGCGACUCCUUUGCACGGUCGCACUUCUCGCGUCACGCGCAGAACCACCGGGCCAACAUGUUUCACCAGCAUAGUGAUGGGCAAGGCCACUGCAAGACAGUCACACAGAGAGUCGGCAACAUGGUGACAACUUAUACUCAGUGCUCGUAGGAACCAAAGAAGCUUCGAGUGUGGGUCUCCCUACGUUGAGUGAAAGCUGGAACUGUAAAUUCAAGGUGCACAGGUCGUGCUUCUAAAAAGCAGACUAACUGAAGCACCGUGCUCUGAUCUGUGAUGUUUGGGCGCGAGCCCACAGUUUUCUGCAGCAUGCUGCAAUCCGGUUAAGGAUUUGUUGUUGUUUUAUGUUGUGUACAUACUCAAGUCUCUCCUUACUUUUUUUUUUCUUUUAGUAAAUCGUCUGCCUAUUGAAGGUUAUGACUGGCCGAAGUAGACCCAGAAGCUUUGUAUUUGAGGAAUUUGUAUGGUGUGUGAGAAAUGUAAGAACUGAAACCUUUUUUGAAUGCAAGCACAGGCAAUAAUCAACCAGUGCCACAUAAAUAGGUAGUAUUAUUGAGCAGACUACACAGACUUUCUAUACUGAAGUACUUCAGCCAUUGGGAGGGAUAAAAAAUAAUGUAGCACUGGGCUGGAAGUAGCCAAUGAAAAAUUGCCGCCAAAUGUAAUAGUGUUUCACUGUGCGUGGGUAUAUGUGAUUAUUGAGCCAGCAAAACUGACACUUACAUUUUAUACCGCUCAUCCAUUUUAAUAGAAGCAAACUUCAAUAUUAAAGAUUUCCUGUAGUAGAUAACAGUUCUGUCACAUCACCUGGAUGACUUGAACAGGCAGGCACUACUUGCCAGGCAAACUGCAGGGUGAUGCAGGGCUGAUGAAAAUAUUUUCACAGUGUUGUGCCUCUGUGAGAAAGGUUUGUGAACUGCUUUACCCAUUGUGGAGAGCAUUGAUAGCGAUGGCACAAGUCUGAUAAAUAGUUUCUGGCGAUUGUUGCCGUUUCAUUUCUGUGAUUUCGCAUCAUGGUGCUAGGUAAUGACGCAAGAACAUUUAUUGUUGGAUAUGGCUGUGUGUUUGCAAGGAUUGGCCAUUGCUUUUCAUCGCAUGUUACUCGCAACUGCGCAUAGCCUAAAGACAAGUGUUGUGGUUCACUGCAUUUAAUUUGCACAGUGUUCAACAUAAAUAUAGGCCACGUCAUGUUGUCAUGACAGAGACAUGACGGUGACCGGUAGGGCACAUGGUGUGACAACACGCUUUGCAAGAGACAGUCGUGCCAGUGGAAGCUGCUAUAUUUUUUCCCAGCUCCCGCACAUUUGGUGUUGCACGAGUUGUGCAGUCAUAUUUAUUUUUUUUACUCUAGGGCUGUAUUUUUAAUGAUCCACUUCAUUUCUCAUUCCUUUUCACUCUUUGUCAUGGACUUGGAUGUGACGCGGAUGCUGCUGUUGUCACUGCCAUUGACAACUCGGCACAACAUGCGACAAGAUGAGAAGAAUGGAAAAUGAAAUGGAAUGUUACAUGGUACGAGUACUGCAUCCUAUUUUGCCCGAGAGAUAUAUAUCAAAGUACUGGUUUGUUUUGCCACUUUGCCCAAAUUUAUUGGUUGCUUUAUAAAUGCAAAUUCUUAAGUAUUAUUUAUUUAUUUACACUAGAUGACUCUUGAAUGCUUUUCAUCAUCUUGGGGAUUCAGUGUGGCAGUGGAUGUAUGUUGAGGUACUUCUCUGCUUUUUCUGUGUGUGUUUAGAAAGCGUUGUACACUUCACAACAGCUCUGUAUAGUAAGCAUUCAUUGUAGAUAUUUGUAAAUAGCCUUAGAUUUUUUAAAAGUCGGCCUCCAUUCCACCCUGUGAAAGUGUGUGUACAGUGAAGCUGUUGCCGCCGUUGCACGCCGCCACCACCAGCGACGUACAUCACGCCCACACACGUGUCCGGAAGUGCAACAAGUAUUCUCAUUCUUCUAGGCCCUCCACCAACUGCAAGUGCAUUAUUGAGCUAAAUGAAUUUUUCAAAGUAAAAUGCGUCGGAAAAGUAGGACUUACACACAAGCUGCAGACAUGGUAGCUUCGGAUUGUUGUUCAAAUAAAUGGUGGAGCCGUUAGCACAGCGUACCUCCUCAUUCUUGUAGGCCCUCUGCCUUGUGCAAGUGCAUUGUUGAACUAAUUGAAUUUCUCAAAGUAAAAUGCAUCAGAAAAUUAGUUAAAUACGACUUGCGCACAACCUGCAGACAUGAUAGCAUCGGAUUGUACUAUUCGAAUGUACGAAAAACAUAGUUCUGUUAUGCGGAAAUUCGAACACAAAGCCUCUAGCUGCCGCUUGUUUUUGUGCUAGUAAAACCUCGCACGUGGACACGAAGCAUCCCGACCAACUAGAGGCUAACAGCUUCACUGUAAAACUCGCUGAACUGUACAGUAGGCCCUGUUGGCCUGAAAUAUUGAACCAUGUUUUGAUGCUGGUUGCAUUGCUACUAGACCAAAAAAAAAUCUUUAGCCAAAUGAACGAAGGCCUUUUGCAAUUAUCAUCUGCUUGACAAAGUUCAGAGGUUCAUUAGUAAGUGAACUUCCGUGUUCAAAGGUUUUUCACUACACGAUCACAGUUAGUCGUAGGGCCACUCAUUAUUUGCUGCGCAAUUGUUGGUGUUUCAAUGACAUCUUGCCAAGCUUUAUUAGCUUUUGAACACCACAUUCAGUACAAGCAAUGCUCAGAGACUAUCAAGUCUCUGAGCACAUGUCCUCAUCAAUUGUCACAUUCAAAUGGUGGCAGAAUUUUUUUAAAAUGUGGACCGAGGUUUCAGUGCACGUCAAAAUAAGCUGGAGCCCUCCACAGUUGCAUGUCUGAUAUUAUUUGUGUUGCUUUGGUAUGCUAAGACCUGUCAAUCCUAUAGUAACAAGACGGGACAAGUUACGUUCAUGAAAGUGUAGGUGGUAGUGCCAAUAAAAUUUGAUGGGGAGGCCAACAGCUUAGCUAGUCUUGGAACUAAAGAUGGCUGUCAUGACUCUUAGGGGCAAAGUGUUCAAGAUGGGUGGCACCAUGACAUUUACAGAGGCCACUUGUAUGGUCUACUAUUGUGGUGAGAUUGGUCUGUGUUGAGUCAAGCACCUUUAAACGUAUGCAAAGAUUUUAGAGCAAAUAUCUUGUACUUUGUACAGUAAUCGCUAGUGAACGAGAUUAGUCUAUUGUAUCUGAGAGGUUCCUGUACGCCAAGCAAGAUCGUAAAAUCGAAAGGACAACUUCAGUAGCAUUUUUUGAUAAUGGUGCAUUUUUUCUGCCACAGUGUGCAACUUUGAAUCAUAGUUUUACACAAUAUAACAAAUUCUGAAUUCGGCAACCCAAUGCAAUGAGCCAUUGAAAGCAGUGCUUUCAGUAAUGUAUGCCAUACUUUACUGUGCUUGUGCAUUGCUAUGUUUCUCAAGUUUCUUGGAUUGUAAAGGGGAUACUACCAACUGUGCAGUGUAUUGUAAUUGUUGGCACCUGCUGUUAAACUUGAAAUGGCAGCAAUAAAAUGUUUAUGGCUCGUUA
Molecule: messenger RNA, 4428 nt
Organism: Dermacentor andersoni
Lineage: Eukaryota; Metazoa; Arthropoda; Arachnida; Ixodida; Ixodidae
Product: dnaJ homolog subfamily B member 9-like
Biological process (GO): ERAD pathway
Cellular component (GO): endoplasmic reticulum
Molecular function (GO): misfolded protein binding; protein-folding chaperone binding
Source: RefSeq, a predicted model, not a curated record